UGCUAUUUUUCCUAUUGGGAAAAAAACACAAAAAAACACGUUACAGACAUUUUCGUUGGUGUUUUAUGUGAGCCGGUAACAGAUUAAUGUCAUUUGCAUUCACUUCAAUAGGGAAAGAUGAUGUGAGGCAUAAUUCUUUUGAGUUAUGAGCGUGGGAACUGGGAAAUGAAACUUGUAAAGCGACGUCACAGACGCUCUGCAUUUCAGCGUAAGCGUUGCCCUGGAGAUGGCACUCCUUUGCGUGAUCCGCCGGUGCCGGCGCCUAGGGCGGGUCGUGCUCGGUGGGAGGAGUCGGAGCGUGUAUAUAAAAGACGUCAGAGGAUGUAUGCAUUCAUUCAUCCAUCUUUCGGUUGCCCUCCGCCAUCAUGUGGUGUCCGGCUCUUCUUCUUCAGACCUCGCUGCUCCUCUGCCUCGCCAGGCAAACUCUGCAAGGCGGGGUUAAAGCUCACGGUGUGUCCUGGAGGAGGAUCAUGCCAGCCAGAGGUGUCGGCAUUGGAACCAAAGGAGUGAACGCUGCCCACGGAGCGCUGGCCAGCAGAUAUGCCAACAAACCACUGAAGGCUGCAAUUGGCCAUUAUCAUGUUCCCAGUCCACUAGGCGGUGGGGGCUACCGACCUCUCGGACGAGGUGUUGCACCCGGACGAUUUCCUGCCUAUGGCACCCAUGGACUCUCUGGUGGCAACGUUGGCACGGACUUGCCACUGGGGCUCGCGCCUGCAAAUGGACUGGGCUUGGGCCGCGGCGGCAAACGAGUUUAUGGCGUCGGCCCUCUUCCAGGGUACGCCCCUUACGCCGGCAUGGGCUACCCCGCCGUCCGACCAGGCUAUGUUGGAGGUGCAGGGAACAACUAUCUCGGAGGAAACCUGGGCCCGGGGGCUUACGGACCAGCUUUAGGGCAGGGAGGAUACUUGGGUGCAGCUGGGAAACUUGGAGCUCCAGCUGCGCUUGGUCAGGGGGGAUACACAAAAGGUCCUGCGGGGGUAUCAACAGGUUAUGGUAACGGCGCAGGAAGAUACGGGGGUGCUCUGGCGGGCAAUGGCUUGGGUUAUGGGAAUGGUUACGCCGACCCGUAUGGAGCUGCUCUGGGCACCGGAGGCUACGCUGGACAGCCUCAGACCCCGUAUGGGGGCCUCGGCGGCGGUGGUGGUCUGGACCCAGCUGCUGGCAAAUAUGGGGGCGCGUCACCAGUAGCGGCAGCUCAGGUCCCUUAUGGUGGCGCUCCGGUGGCUCCCGGCAGACUUGAAGGAGACGGCGGGUACCCUUACGCCGCCCAGCCCGUCGGCCUCAGCGGCGAUGGCAGCAAACACGGUUCCGCAUAUGGAGCUCCACAAACAGGCUACGUACCGCAGCAGCUAGGCCCAAGUCAAGAUGCGUUGGGAGCAAAAGCGGCCAAGUACGGUGCAGGAACCGGACCACUUGCGGGUGGAUACAAAGGUUGAUGCAAAUGACCUCAUGGCUUUCAAGUGUAUCUUUUCCUUUCACUGAUUUCUUCUUUUUUUUUUUUUUUUCUUUGUAAGUCUCCGCGUGUGUGUUAUAUUUUUGUAAUCUUCAUGUAACAGACCUUUUGCUAAGCACGCACUC
Molecule: messenger RNA, 1581 nt
Organism: Phyllopteryx taeniolatus (common seadragon)
Lineage: Eukaryota; Metazoa; Chordata; Actinopteri; Syngnathiformes; Syngnathidae
Exons: 22
Coding region: 366-1439 (357 amino acids)
Source: RefSeq, a predicted model, not a curated record